Pangasianodon hypophthalmus (striped catfish) is the source of this 1047-nucleotide messenger RNA. RefSeq names its product pituitary tumor-transforming gene 1 protein-interacting protein. Lineage: Eukaryota; Metazoa; Chordata; Actinopteri; Siluriformes; Pangasiidae. The record is from RefSeq and is a predicted model, not a curated record. The transcript is spliced from 7 exons. Gene Ontology annotation, biological process: protein import into nucleus. The coding region runs from base 95 to 661 and encodes 188 amino acids. Gene Ontology annotation, cellular component: nucleus; cytoplasm.
UGUGUUUGCGGCGUCCGCCAUGUUGUUGUGUUUUUGUGCGUUGCAGUGACUGAACGCGUCGCUCCGCUUAAACAGCUAAAGCAGAACCGAAACCAUGAAAAAGACUAAAAUUAUUAUAAAGUUUUUAAACUUUACUGGAUUUCUGUCCUCACUGUGCGGUGUGUUGGUUUAUGUGAUGUUUAUUCAGGCCGCUAAUGCUAACGCUAACCCUUCACCUGCUCCUGUUAGUCAGCCAUGCAGUUCUUUGAGCAGCUGUGACUCCUGUCUGAAAAAUGUCUCGUGUUUGUGGUGUUACACUAAUGACACCUGUACAGUUUAUCCUGUGGCUCACCUGCUUCCUCCUGCCUCAGUGUGUAAACUGUCUCAGGCCCGCUGGGGUGUGUGUUCAGUGAACUUCGAGGCUUUGAUCAUUGCGAUGGCCGUGUUACUGGGUGUUUUGCUGCUGGCCGUCACCGUGUGCUGCUGCUGCUGCUGUCGCCGCUGUGGACGAUCGUCACGGCCAGAUCGUAUAGAGGAGGAGAUUGCUCGGAAGAGAGAAAGAGACAGACAGCUUUCAGAUGAACGGAGGGCUGAGCGUAGGGCAAAACAUGAUGAAAUCCGCAAGAAGUACGGUUUGAUGUCAGACUCUGAUCACCCGUACAGCAAGUUUGAGAAUGAGUGAGACGGGAGUGAGACGGGAGUGAGACGGGAGUGAGACGGGAAUGAGACGGGAAUGAGACGGGAAUGCCAUCCAACUGAUUCUCUUUCACUUUUCUUCACCAUAAUCAAAGAAUCUGAUUAACCAUGUCUCUUCAGACUGCAGUGUAAUGCAUGAAUGUGUGUGCGUGUGUGUUCGUGCGCGUGUGUUCGUGCGCGUGUGUGUUCGUGCGCGUGUUCGUGCGCGUGUUCGUGCGCGUGUGUGCGUGCGCGUGUGUGUGCGUGCGCGUGUGUGCGUGUGUUCGUGCGUGUGUGUGCGUGCGUGCGUGCGUGUGUGUAUAGUUUUAAACCCUGCUGUGCUAUUGUGUGCUCUUAUUAAAUGUUUCCUAAUAAAUUUAAAUUCUACUUUUA